Messenger RNA from Oenanthe melanoleuca, 2464 nucleotides. It is a transcript of the gene IL18BP, whose product is annotated as interleukin 18 binding protein. The transcript has 5 exons. Gene Ontology annotation, molecular function: interleukin-18 binding. Bases 295 to 750 code for a protein of 151 amino acids. NCBI's taxonomy places the organism in Eukaryota, Metazoa, Chordata, Aves, Passeriformes, Muscicapidae. The record is from RefSeq and is a predicted model, not a curated record.
AGGGACGUGUAUCCCCAGGUGCCGGCGACACAGCACGGGGGGCGUGGGGACACUAGGCACAGGACCGACGGACACACACCAGGCUCCAGGUGCGGUCCCCGUGGGUGGCGUGGCGCCCGUGGCCGGGCCGAGGGCGGCUCCCGGUGAGUCACGGCGCUGCUCCCGCCCCUCCCCGGCCGCCUCAUAAGGCGCCGCGGGCCGAGCGCCGCCGUGCCGAGCCGCGGGCUCUGCUCUCCCUGUGUGUCGGACAGCCUUGGGGGCACCGGCCGCGACCCGAGGGACCCCGGGAGGAGGAUGCUGGGUGAGCCCCUGGGACGCCCUGCCUGGAUCCUCUUGCUCUGCUGGGGCUUGGCUGCUUGCUGCACAGGUGCCAUGGCCUCACAGCCGCCCAGCAUCACCAUCCUGCAGGUGCCAGCAGAGCUGCCUCGCCCAGGUGAGAAUGUAACUGUGUCGUGUGAGGCGUGGAGCGAGCUUCCAGAGCUGACACUGCUCUACUGGCUGGAGAAUGGCUCCUUCGUGGAGAGCCUGCACCCGGAUGGAGCUGUGCGUGAGGGGACAGUGCAAGAGGAGCUGCAGGGCUCGGGGUGGGCUCUGCACCGUGAUCUGCACUUCAGCUCCUUCGACAGCCAGCACCUGCACACCAACUUCACCUGCGUGGUGCUCAGUCCCCUCGGUGUCGACACCAGGGAGGUGCGCUGGCCGUCCCCAGCACUGGCCCCUGUCACUGGGAACAGUGGGGGCCUGGGCUGAGAUGGGGGAGCGCCCUGCAGUGCAGCUCCCUGCUCUGACAGCCCCACACCACUGCAUACACAUGGGACACCUCCAGGGACGCCUGUCUCUGUAACCUGCUUUGGGGACUGUGUGGCCCCACAUGUGCUGGCCCCACUGUGAGUGGGGCUCCUGGUGCCCUGAGCUGAGUCAGGAGCACUGCCUGGGCUGGAACUAGCCCUGCCCAUAGCUGGCUCUGGGACCCCAGAGUUUAUUAAAGUACAGCAAGGCUACCCAGUGUCACCUGCAUCCUGGGGAUGGUGCUGCCCAGGGGUGUAGAGGGCACUGUGGGAUGAAGAGGGAGGGAGAGGAGGUAGCCCUAGUGCCCAUGAAGGGCAGGCUCCAUUCCUGACCCCCUUCCUGCCUGGUAAAGGGCUAGAGAGCCACAGUCAGUCCCAGUUCUGCCCAGCACAACAGAUGUACCCUGCCCUGGAAGAGAGGGUGGGUGGAGAAGCCCUGGGGUGCAGGCACCCUAGAAGGUAGGCCCCUCACAUGCCUCUGCACCUGGGGGUUUGGAGCUGUUCCUCAGCAUGGCGUUGCUGAGUCCCCUCUGCUGCCCUAUGGGGCAGCCCCCAUGACUAUCCUGUGCUGGCAGGACCCCUGCUCUUGGGUGCCAGCCCCCUUCUGGUUCCCUCAGGUGCUUGUGGGGGCUGUGACUCCCCUGGGCUGUGGGACAAGCUGGGGAACACAUCCCAAACCCCUUGAGCAACACCUGGGCUAUGGGCAGCACACUUCAGGAUACUCAGAAUAUGGGAGGGAUAGGGAUGGGGAGGUUGGAGAAGCCUCCAGAUGCAGCCCCCAUGAGCUGCCCUCCACCCAGGGAGCCACAGGAGCCCCCUGGAGGCACCCUAGUCCCACAGACUCUUAGAAGCCAGGGGAAGGCAAGCAGUGGAGCAGGGACUGGCCCAAGGCAGCCCUGCUGCACCCCCUAGCCCUAUUAAUUCCAACCUCCAUUCCUGGGAGAGUCUCUCCCAGACCCCACACACAGCUGCAUCCUGACACCACAGCUGCUGCUCAGCCAAUGUCCUGGGGGCAGUGGCACUAUGGCCAGGCUGAGCUGGGGGCAGAUACCUGCAAUGCAGGACCCUUUGUGGGUAUCUCCAUGUCCCCUCUCUUGUCCUGCUGUCCCUGUGAUGCUGGUGGCUCCAUCCCCGACCUGUUCUCCUUGUUGCAGUGUGAUGGCAGCCCCACACUCCUCUCUGCACAGCAUGGCAGGGCUGGGUGCCAUCUUGUGCCAUGCUGUGUCACACUUUGUUGCCCACAGACCCCACUACAAACCACAGGUCAGAGCAGCUCAGAAAUGUGCAAGGCCUUGUGCCCACAGCACACCCCCCCUACGACCAAGAUCAAGACCUCCCUGUCCUAGCAGAGCUGAUGGGACAGGAAAAUUCCCUGCCACAUGUCCCCAUGGCCCAGAAGUGGGAGAGACUGUCCUGCAGGGACAUCACCUCUCACAAAAUCACAGUUGUAGGUGCUGAGCACAGUUGGAAACAGCUGGAAGAGGGUGAUAUCAGUAAACUCAAACUUCUGGAAAAGCAGGAUGAGGACCUCCUUGUCUCCUUAUGGAACAGGUCCUUGGUAGGGACACUGUAGCCGAUGUCCAUCAUGAAGAUGACAUCCCAGUUGAAGGGCAGGGUGCCCAUUUUCCAGAGGGAGGUGGAGCAGCCAACAUGGAUGGGUUGGUGGCACUGGGAUG